This is a messenger RNA of Cylas formicarius (sweet potato weevil), 7159 nucleotides long. It is a transcript of the gene MED26, whose product is annotated as mediator of RNA polymerase II transcription subunit 26. Gene Ontology annotation, cellular component: core mediator complex; mediator complex; nucleus. The record is from RefSeq and is a predicted model, not a curated record. Gene Ontology annotation, biological process: positive regulation of gene expression; regulation of transcription by RNA polymerase II. Lineage: Eukaryota; Metazoa; Arthropoda; Insecta; Coleoptera; Brentidae. The transcript has 6 exons. Gene Ontology annotation, molecular function: transcription coregulator activity. Bases 1462 to 3216 code for a protein of 584 amino acids.
UCAUCGAAGCUUAUCCUCACUGUUUUGAGGUAAUUAGCUAAAAUUAUAGUAAAAAAUUGCGCAAUCAGCAACAUCUAUCUUGAGCAUUUACGUCAAAACCAACAGUAAUCAAAACUAACCGACAUUAACCAAAAUAAUUUGAGAAUAUACAUUGUAAAUCCUAAAAAUUUCGGAGCCAAGUUCACCGGCAGGCCAGACGCUUCUCCCAAAGAUGGACCGCAACCAUUAUUAAACAAUGCAGUGGCCCUAUUAUUAGAGAUGGCAAUUAUCUUCCGCGCAUUAACCUGCACUGUGCAAUUUGCUUUCUAAAUAGCGACAUCCACACACUUAACUCGAUUUUAAAUCUCGCCUAUGCCCUUGUUGAACGGACCUUGUAAAAAAAAAUUUCAUAGUUCGAUAAGUUUCUGUUUUGCUUAGUUAGCAUAGGCAGGGCCUCUCUAUGUCUCUAUUAUCUCAUGGCCUAGCCAGUCGAUGAACUUGGCUCCCAAAGUGAAAUCAUUAAUCAAGUAAUCACCGACAUAUGUCUUUAGCAGGCACAUUAAAACCAAAAGUAACCAAAACUACCCAAAAACGAAUGGAGAAUUCAUAAAAAUUCGAUUGCCAAGUUCGCUUCUCUCAAAGAUCGCUGGAAACUAUAUUAAAAAAGAAAACAUUUGCGAUUUAUUAACGGAACUGUACAAUCAGUGUCACUGUGAACAGAAAAAUAACUACAAAACAAACGCACUAAAAUUACGAAAAUAUACCUAUCCAUGACAGACCAAUGUAAAAUUAUAAAAAAAACAAUACAAUUCGAUGCAACUCCACUUCUCAAACCUAAAAUAGCGUUUUAAUGUUAAUUUAAAAUAAAAACGGAACGACAACGCGGAUCUUGAAUUAGUGCGUUUCACGUACACGCGAAAAUUCAACGAACUAAAAUUUAAAAAAAGAGAAAAAUCCCACUUCGAAAAUAGAAUUUCCCGCCCAAAUUGCCGUCAAUUCACCAACACAAUAAUUUAAAAAACACCACAAUGGCAGUGGAUUGCGGCUCGGUGGGCACGACAGCAAAGGUGGCAGAAUUAUGUAUCAAUCGCGCCCGAAACGCAAUAAAUUUGCGGCGACCUGUUUGCCGGGGGAUUUAGAUAAAUUUUGGGCGCAUUUUUGGCGGUCGACGUAGUCAUAUGUUAACGAAACCAUCUCCGACAACAUCCGUCUACGUUCCCGACGCCGCAGCUCAGACGUUACUUUUGGGGGAAUUUUCUUUUGUUGGGUUUGGUGACGAGGGUGGUGGGCACGCGCAGAUCUAAACCCGAUUCGUUUUCGACGAUCCCCACUCAGUCUUUUCGGGUGCACCAUGUUCCUCGUUACACAGUGCCGAAUAGAGGACUGGACAAAACGCAAUGUCCGUUCGCCAUUACUGUCGAGAGGAGCUGCGAAAAGUUCUCUCCAAAUACAUUCGGUUUUCACGGUACAAACCGACUUUAAAUGCAGAAUAACGUAACAGAACUGACGCAGAGAUUACUGGGAGCACUGGAUAGCAAUUAUAAUGUCAUCGACAUGCCUGAAGUUUUCGAUAUCAUCUCGCUUUUGGACAAAGUGGCCAUUACCAAAGAAUUACUACAGGCCACCAGAUUGGGCAAGCACGUGAACGAACUGAGACGUAAGACGACCAAUGAGCUACUCUCGAAACGGGCCAAAGACCUGCUGAAAAAAUGGAGGAGCCUGGUGCUGCCCGAGGCCAACGGGCAGAUCAAGAGCAGUCCUCCCCUGCAACAGCCGUUGACCAAAGUGAGCCCGCCUCUGCAACAGCAGAUCUCGCAGCGCCUCGCCAACCCCUGCCUCGGUCCCAAGCUGAGCCCCAACUUACAGCAGCAACAGAUACAGAACCAAAUAAAAAUGGGUCUCAGCCCGCCUUUAGUCGAUAAGGAGGCCGACGUUAAUUUAAAUCAGUUGAAGGGCAAGAAGCGGCCCAUCAAGGAGGUUCUGGAUACUGUUAAUGCCAAAAGAGGCCGAUACAAUGGGGUAACCGAUCUGGAACUGUCGGACAACUCAAACUCUAGCUUUAAGGAUGUGAUACCGUCGUCGGGCGUCGCGACGCCCGUCAAAUCGGAACCGAAACGCGACGUCAUAGUCAUCAACUCGGACUCGAACUCGAGUGCCCCGGAACGGGGCUCGGAGCCGCCCGUCGACCAGCAAAUGCCGAAAAAACGGGGCCGCAAAAAAGGCUCAAAAAACCACAAGAACCUGAUCGACGAGGCGGAGAGCUCGUUUACCAACAAGCUGGCAGUGUCGGCAUCGCGGGGUAACUCCAAGGUGAAAACGACGCAGGAGCUGCUGGCCAGCAUCCAGAACAAAAACUCAACCCUGAAUGCGGCCAGUCUCAAGCCCAAGGAGGACCUGGUGGAGAAAGCUGCGAAGCUGACGGAACGGGUGUCCAUCAUCGAUCAGAAACUGAACACGAACGCCAGCAGGAGUAAGAAUUCUCAGAAAGGUAAAUUUAGCCUGACCGGUCGCAACGAACGGGUCAUAGAGAGCGGCUCGGUCAUCAACGACAAGUCCCUGUUGGCGCAGGCCAAUCGGGAUUCUGGCGACGAGGAGAUCGUGGUCGUGGACGAUGUCGAGCCCGAAGAGUACUCGGACGUCAAAAGCGAGAGCCAAGAGACUGAAGAAACGCCCGAACGGGAGGAUUCGAGAGUGCCCAGGUCGUUGAGCGUCGAAGAGGCGUUGUCGCGGUUGCCGCCCGUGGACAAGUCGGUUCUGCUGGACGAGGACGAAGCGGACGGGCCGCCCUGCACGUGUCAGCUCAAAGAGAACAAGCCCGACUUCUGCGUCGACGAGGACGAGGCCGCAGAGCAGCGUCCUCCGUUCGAGGUGGUGGAGGACCCGUCGUGUCCCGCCAAAACUUACCUCCUCGACAAAUAUCGGCUCGGGGACGUGUCGGAGUCGAAAGUGCACCGCCUCCACACCGCCCACAUACCGAACGUGAACGGGAACGAGGGCGGGGGCGGUCCGAAGCCGGAACCCGCCAUCGUGGACGGUCUGUACGCGAACGUAGUGCCUAAUAUUUACGAGCGGCUCGACAAGGAGAACUUCCGGAAGUACAGCGUGUCGGAAAGUGACAGUGGGAGCGGCGUGGGGCGGACAGGGGCGGGUCGGUUUCGCGAGUGGUUCGAGUGCGUCGAGUUGCCCUCGUACGACGGCGACGCGUUGAGAAUUUUGCCAUACUGUAUAGUAGAUUAGAGACGGUGGCGGAUGCGCGGACGGUUUUCGAAAAUUAGCGAAAUAAAAAAAUGCAUGUUUUUUUUUCUACUGGGAGACGCUUUGUACCCCCCCCCCCCCCCCCAUAUAACAAGAAACGUUCGUUUUGCGUGAUUUCGAAAACGGACGAUUCGAGUGUCCCGCGGUUUUAGUUCAAACGCGCACCGCCCUUCCGAGCGUCGGAGUAGUGUAUCCCGUCCGAUGGCACGGGCCGCUAAGUUCGGAAAUACUAGUCUUUAUUUCUAAUUGGUGAUAACCCGAUCGUGCUGGUUCUACUCUGGUAAUAAAUUCACGAAGUAAUCGAUGGAUAUCUUGGCGGUAAGGCCUUUACACCGGGAAAAUUUUGACGUCUCAAAAAUGUCAUGUAACAAUUCAACCGACCCAAAAUAUUUAGAAGUUAUGUUUGACCGUUUUUGUUGUUUUGAAACUAGUGGUGGCGUAAGUGUUUACUUUCAAGUAGUCGUUGCAGAUACUGAAUACAAGUACUGUUUCCAAACCAAAUAGUUGUAGUAACGAUACUUCUUGUCGUGCAAUUAGCAUUAACAAUUAACAAUAUUCGUUUUCAAUAUAACACAAAAAAGUUUAAACAUUUUAUCCAGUAAAAUAACAAUCAGUAUUUUUGAUCUGAAAACUGAAAACUCAACACACACGUCUGAAACGUCCAAGCCACAAGAAAAUAAAAAUUUCACAAACGUCGCAUCCAAUUUCUUUCCAAGAUCGAAAAAUGGGUGACUGGAAAAUCAACUUAAAGGAAGGUUUAAACAGUUUUUUACACAAUACCGAAUCAAGUUGUAGACAUUUGCCCUUAAAUGCUAAUACUAAUAAAUAGUGCAUUUUGAAAGCUACACUUCAGGCUUCAAUAAGUUCGAAUUUCACCCGUGGCUGCGUUACCACUUUCUGUACUUAUCUGUCUGAGCUUUCACCCCACUUAGAAAACUUUCUUUCGACAUUAUCAAAAACUGUUUUAACUCUUCUUUAACUAGUUCUACCCACCACCCUUAUUUUUAUUUUGCAAGCAUCAGAUCCAAUUUCUUGGCAACAUGGAAAAAUGAUGGUGGUUCAGACCUUGGCUUGAAAGUCAACUUAAGGUGGGAAGGGGUUAAACAGUAUUUGACACAAUACCAAACAAGUUGUGUAGUUUCAAAGCUACACUGAAGCUUCAAUAAGUUUAAGUUUCACCUGUGGCUGAGUUACCAUCUUCUGCACUUAUCUGUAGCUUUCACCCAACUAGGAAAAUUUAACCAGUUCUAAACCCCACCACCCCCAUCCCUUGUUUUUUGCAAAAAUCCGAUCCGAUUUCUUGGCAACAUUGAAGAAUGAUGGUGGUUCAGACCUUGGCUGCAAAAUGAACUUAAAGGGGGGUUAAACACACAAUACCAAACAAGUUUUGUCUCGUAAUACUAAUAAGUAGUGCACUCCCUAUUUGCAAGCUACACUUCAGGCUUCAAUAAGUUCAAGUUCCACCCGUGGCUGAGUUGUCAUCUUCUGUACUUAUCUGUCUGAGCUUUCAACCAAGUUGGAAAAUUUUCUUUCAACACUUUCAAAAACUGUUUUAACUCUUCCUUAACCAGUUCACCCCCCCCCCAUCCCUGGUUUUUAUUUUUUAUUUUGCAAGAAUCAUAUACAACACUCCAAUAUUACACAGUAUUUGACAAAAUUCCAAACAAUUUGUAGACAUUCGCCUUUAAAUAUGUCUCGCAAUACUAAUAAGCAGUGCACUCCCCUAUUUUGAAGCUACAUUUUAGGCUUCAAUAAGUUCAAGUUUCACCAGUGGCUGAGUUACCAUCUUCUGCAUUUAUCUGUCUGAGCUUUCACCCCCCUCAGAAAACUUUCUUUCGACAAUAUCAAAAACCGUUGUAACUCUUCUUUCACCAGUCCUAUCGCCUCCCCCCCCCCCGUUUUUAUUGGCGACAAGGGCGGUGUUAUCGAAAAAUUGCUUGCCUAGAGAUAAUUUGAAGUUGACAAUGUUGGUUAUAUUCACGUUCGAUGUCGGCAGCCAUGUUUUAAUGGCGCGUUCUCGCAGUAAUAGCUCUCAUGACUAAAUGUGAGUCCCAAAGAAACAAAAACCGGGAAACAUAACUUCCAAACGACAUUUCGAGACGUUUCCGUUACUUCAUUGUCAGGCUAAAACUAGUACAAGAAGCAAAGUGUCGCCCCCUACCCGCCGCCUAUGGAAAAAUGUAUUUUUUUGUCGCCCGCCGAUUGGACGCGCGCUUUUCUGUUUUCUAGUCGUUGUUGCUUACGUUUCUUCGUUCGUUACGUUAACAAAACAAAAAAGAUUGAAAAGUGCUUCGCGCGCGAUUUUCCGUGCAAUGGGAAAAUUCUCCCCACCACCACCAACCACCGCCAUUACCGCUCACGAGGCUGCCUUCCGACGAAAAAACGGCGUCUAGCGAAAAAAAAAGAUCGAUAUUCUAAGGAAAAUAAUUUGUAAUAAAUAGAAAUUUAUUAUAGUUUAGGUAUGUUAUGUAGCAGGGUAACACUUUCGUUUAGUGUACAGGAUGGCCCGUUUGUUAUUUAGAGACGCCACUUUAUCGGGGAAAGUAAAGGGAAAACGAGAAAUAGGAAAUCCGUCGUUUUUCAGUAAAUGGGACACCCUAUAAAUUUGGCAAUGUCGAAUUCUAUAUUUAACCAUUUUGCCAAACAAAAUCAAGAGCAGCUAAAAAACGACUUUUUCAAUUGAAAACGUUAAAAUUUCGUAAUAUACCUUUUCUACAGGCAAUGGUCUUUUCUUGUAGAACAUUCGAUUAGUUUUGCAAAAAAAACGUUUUACAUCGGCGGCAUUUAGAAGUCUACAGUUUUGUAAAAUUUCGAGCCAUUUGAAAAAUGUGAUGUUUGUUGGUAGUUUUCUCAAUUUUAUUUUCAAUUUUUUUUUUUAAUGCUCAGCAAAAUAUUACGAAACGUUUUGUUAAAGUCAAUAAAGAUUUUCUUAUAGAAAAAAAAUAGUGCUUAAUGUUUGGAUAAAACCUGAAUCAAAAAAAUUAAAAUUUCGUAAUUUUACCUUUUCUAAGGCAAUAAAGACAAAAUCAAAAGAACUGCUAAAAAACGACUUUUCAAUUUAAAAAGUUUCCAAUCUGUGUCGGCAUUUCGAAUCAAAAUCAAUAAAACAGUUAUAUACAUAUAUACGAGGUGUUCCAAACUCUUGACUGGAACCUUCGGCACUGCACUAACACAAUAAGGCGUUUUACCACAAACCGAAAUUCAAUUUUACGUACUCGACGGGCGUUUCGCCAACCAAGUUGGCAUCUUCAGGAGAAGAUUAAAACUGUUUAAAAACUGUUAAAACUAGUUUUAAUCUUCUCCUGAAGAUGCCAACUUGGUUGGCGAAACGCGCGUCGAGUAUGUAAAAUUGAGUUUCGGUUUGUGGUAAAACGCGUUAUUGUGUUACGAGGUGUCCCAUUUAAACCAAACGGAAAACGAAUGGCAGACGUUUUGAUGGUGCCGUAAUAAACCGGCCGCCCUGUAUAUCUCUGUAUCGCAGCGCUUUUAUUGUAAAAAGGAAAAAAAUCUUAAUAUUUUCGUUUUAAGAUAUUAUGUUGUUCCGAGGAAGUGAUUACGACGCCUGUCGUCGACGGCGUCGCUUGUUGAUACCCGGUACAUUGUUACUUUUAUUUAUAAUUUCCUUGUUGAGAGAUCGGAUCGCGGAAAAAGUUCUCAAACAAAAAAAAGUUGAUAUUUUUUAAAUAAUUUCCGGAGGCCGACGAUUCGCGUGGCCGAAGGUCCAAAACUAAAAAAAAAAAACAAACGACAAAAAUUCCAAGUGACCUUUUUCUUUGUUUUUUAUUCUUUGUAAAUAUGGAGUUUCUCUCGUAUAGUUGAAUUGUACAAAAUAUGAUUUAUCUCUACUAAGUAAAUGUCGAAGCAUUGCUUAACUAGUGAUGUGUUUGAUAUGCCUUGAGAAUAAAGAUAUUUUCUAUAACUCUAA